Carica papaya (papaya) is the source of this 1679-nucleotide messenger RNA. It is a transcript of the gene ERA1, whose product is annotated as Prenyltransferase family protein. Gene Ontology annotation, molecular function: protein farnesyltransferase activity. NCBI's taxonomy places the organism in Eukaryota, Viridiplantae, Streptophyta, Magnoliopsida, Brassicales, Caricaceae. Gene Ontology annotation, cellular component: protein farnesyltransferase complex. The record is from RefSeq and is a predicted model, not a curated record. Gene Ontology annotation, biological process: protein farnesylation.
AUUGCGCAUCUCUUUUGUCAACCCGAACCACCCUCUUUAUUUGCUCUGCUCGGUGUUCAACUUGGUGCCGUACUGAUAGCUUGGUACUGGAGUUCGGAGUUAUGGAGUCACCCCCGAGUUUAACCCUGACACAGCGGGAGCAAUUACUGGUUUCGGAACGGAUUUUCAAAAUCUACAAUGCCUUUUCCAGUUUACCUCCUACCUCCCAGAAUUUCAUGUUGGAGCUUCAGUUUGAAAACCAUAUGGAGUACCUAGUUAAAGGCUUAAAGCAGCUUCCUCCAUCUUUUUCGGUGUUGGAUGCUAAUCGACCUUGGCUUUGCUACUGGAUCCUUCAUUCGAUUGCUUUGUUGUGGGAGUCUAUUGAUGAAGAUUUGGAACAUAAUGCCAUUGACUUUCUGAAUCGCUGUCAGGAUCCAAAUGGUGGGUAUUGUGGUGGACCUGGACAGAUGCCUCAUCUUGCAACAACUUAUGCUGCAGUAAAUGCUCUUGUUACUUUAGGGGGUGACAGAGCUUUGUCAUCAAUUAAUAGAAGCAAAAUGUAUAAUUUUUUACGGCGAAUGAAGAAUGCUAGUGGGGCCUUCAGGAUGCAUGACGCUGGUGAAAUUGACGUUCGAGCAUGUUACACUGCCAUUUCUGUUGCAAGCAUCCUAAAUAUUUUGGAUGAUGAACUUGUUAAAAAUGUCGGAAAUUACAUCUUGAGUUGUCAGACUUAUGAAGGUGGAAUUGGUGGGGAACCUGGUUCUGAGGCUCAUGGUGGGUACACCUUUUGUGGGUUGGCUACAAUGAUUUUGAUUGAUGAGGCUGAUCGUCUGGAUUUGGAAUCUUUAAUUGAUUGGGUUGCAUUUCGACAAGGAGUGGAACUUGGAUUUCAGGGGAGGGCAAAUAAAUUGGUUGAUGGUUGCUACUCUUUCUGGCAGGGAGGUGCAAUUGCAUUAUUGGAAAGAUUAAAAAUACAUAUCAAUGGACAAUUAGAAGUGGGAGAGACAGACCAGUUUCGAGAUAGCUUACAAAGUCAUGCAUCAUCAGAUAUACCAGAAGAAGUUGAGAGCAGCACUUCUGCUGAAACGCAUCAUGCUGAUUAUAAUUCCACCAACGGCCGUAGGAAAAAGGGGCCCCUUUUUGACAGCCUUGCAUUGCAGAAAUACCUGCUCUUGUGCUCGCAGGACCUAGAAGGUGGAUUCAGAGAUAAACCUGGAAAGAGCAGAGACUUUUACCACACAUGUUACUGUCUAAGUGGCCUGUCGGUAUGUCAAUAUAGCCUCUCAAAGGAUGAGGACACUCCACCUUCCUCUAUGGCCGUGUUAGGUCCCUUUUCCAAUUUAUUGGAACGCGUACAUCCCCUGUACAAUGUUGUCGUAGAACAAUAUCGUGAAGCUCACGAGUUCUUUUCACGCUCAUAGGUAGCUCUUCUCCUCCCAUAUUAAUAACCAUGUGAUACAAAGUUAAAAGAGGGAGGUUUAGUUUUGACUCGUAAAGGGACAUAUCAGGCUAAUAGCACCUUUAGCUCUCUUUUGUUUGAAUCUCCAGCUGAGAAAGCUAACAGUCUGUUCUGCCCUGCUGUAUGUUGGAUGUGAGAAUGAGGAAUAACUGAGACAUUCUCUUACUAGUUUUGAACCAUGAGAGCAGUCUGUUAACGCAAGAUGCUAUAAAUAGAGUCCCUUGUGUAGAAUUGUUAGACU